CGCUCUCCUCUUCCUCUUCCUCUAACACUGCUUCAGCUCCUUCUUGUCUGGUAUAGAUUCUUUGGUAUAGCCAUUGGUCUCUUAGUCUCGAAGUUCUUCCCAGAAUUUCCAAUUGUUUCCUUUCUUCCCACUCCGCUGUCUCCAAUUCCUCGCCGAUUUACCCCGCGCCGUUGAUCGUCAAGAUGGAUCUCGUCAACCACCUCGAAGGAAGACUCCUCUUCGCUGUCCCCAAAAAGGGCCGUCUUCAACAAGCCACCCUGGACCUCCUGGCCGGUUGCGACAUCCAGUUCCGCCGCGAAACCCGCCUGGACAUUGCCCUGGUCAAGAACCUUCCCAUCGCCCUCAUCUUCCUCCCCGCCGCAGAUAUCCCCACCUUUGUCGGCGAGGGCCGCGUUGAUCUCGGUAUCACCGGCCGCGACCAGAUUGCCGAACACGAUGCUCUGCUGCCCCGCGGCGAGGUCUCGGGUGUUGAGGAGAUCAUGGAUCUCGGCUUCGGCGCCUGCAAGCUGCAGGUGCAGGUUCCAGAGAAGGGUGACAUCACAGAGGCCAAGCAGCUGAUCGGCCGUAACAUUGUCACCAGCUUUACUGCUCUCACCGAGGCCUUCUUCGCCCAGCUCGAGGGCAAGAGCGAGAAGAGCGAACUCAGCACCAAGAUCAAGUAUGUCGGCGGCAGUGUUGAGGCUGCCUGCGCUUUGGGCGUGGCCGACGGUAUUGUCGAUCUUGUUGAGUCCGGUGAGACCAUGAAGGCCGCUGGUCUCAAAGCCAUAGAUACCGUUGUCGAGACCGUUUCCGUCCUGGUGAAGUCCAAGAACACCCAGAACCCUCUGGUUGACCUGAUCGCUUCCCGUAUCCGCGGUGUUAUCACCGCCCAGAAGUACGUCCUGUGCCAGUACAACAUCCCUCGCGCGGAGCUGGCCACCGCCUCCAACAUCACCCCCGGCAAGCGCGCUCCCACAGUAACUGCCCUGGAAGAAGACGGCUGGGUUGCCGUCAGCUCGAUGGUCGAGAAGAAGAAGAUUGCGACGGUCAUGGACGAGCUGACCAAGGUUGGCGCGACGGAUAUUCUUGUCCUGAACAUCGCCAACUCAAGAACGGGUUAACUGAGACCAUAGUUCUUUCCUUUUCAAUCUUCUUUACUUCUUUCGUGGUAUACUAGGGCGCGUUAUCGCAUUAUAUUUCUUUCUCUUUUUCUUUCUUGUGAUGAAUAUAUUUCGCAUUUAAAUGAUUAGACGGAUGUUCGAGUCUGGGGACUCUUAAAACGAAAAUAGACGGACCUUGGAUCUAAUCUAAUCUAUCUAAUUUUAUUCACAGCGAUAGUACUAGUAGUACGGAGUAUAUAGUUAGUACGCCAUAG
Molecule: messenger RNA, 1354 nt
Organism: Aspergillus ibericus CBS 121593
Lineage: Eukaryota; Fungi; Ascomycota; Eurotiomycetes; Eurotiales; Aspergillaceae
Product: ATP phosphoribosyltransferase
Exons: 5
Coding region: 183-1100 (305 amino acids)
Biological process (GO): L-histidine biosynthetic process
Cellular component (GO): cytoplasm
Molecular function (GO): magnesium ion binding; ATP phosphoribosyltransferase activity
Source: RefSeq, a predicted model, not a curated record